Beta vulgaris subsp. vulgaris (sugar beet) is the source of this 2307-nucleotide messenger RNA. RefSeq names its product U-box domain-containing protein 14. Lineage: Eukaryota; Viridiplantae; Streptophyta; Magnoliopsida; Caryophyllales; Amaranthaceae. Gene Ontology annotation, cellular component: cytoplasm; nucleus. The transcript is spliced from 4 exons. The record is from RefSeq and is a predicted model, not a curated record. Bases 188 to 2086 code for a protein of 632 amino acids. Gene Ontology annotation, biological process: protein ubiquitination; cell surface receptor signaling pathway. Gene Ontology annotation, molecular function: ubiquitin-protein transferase activity; protein binding.
UGAAACAGCUUAAAAGAAAAAAAGGCAUGGAGAAAGCCGGUCACUGGUUGCAGCUCUUUGUUGACCGACGAAUCACGAAUGCUUAUGAAGUACGAUCAUUCAGCUGUUUUCUUCUCUGCAAAAUUCAACUCCAAUUUCCCUCUCUUCAGAUCUCCAAAAAUUCUCUCAUUUCCUUUUCGACCCAGAAAUGGGUCCAAAUGAAAAUUCAUCCAAGUGUGGUACAAUAGUAACCCAGCUCAUCCAGAUAAUCAAAGAAAUUUCUUCAAUGUCUGAAUGCAAAAACUCCUCUAAACGAAUUUACUCGAAUUUGGUGCGUAGAGUCAAGUUGUUGAGCCCUCUUUUUGAGGAAUUGGUUGAUAAAGAAGAUGAUGAAAUGAAAUUUCUCCCUGUUGACCAGCUCCACGCCUUUGAAUCACUUAAAAUCGCUUUGAUUUCUGCCAAAGACCUGCUCAAAUGGGUUCAGGAAUCCAGCAAACUUUACCAGGCUGUGCAAAGAGACAAAAUCUCAUCAGAGUUUCUUCAUAUAGCAGAGCAAAUUGAAGAAGCACUGAGUAAAGUUUCUUAUAAUAAACUUGAUAUAUCCGAGGAAGUUCAAGAACAGAUUGGACUUGUCCAUGCUCAUUUUCAACGAGCAAAAGCUAGAACAGAAUCCACUGAUCUACAAUUAGAGAUGGACAUAACAAAAGUGCAGGACGAAGCAGAUCCUGAUGCUGCAGUUCUCAUGAGAUUAUCACAGAACCUUCACCUUUUGACUAUGGAUGAUCUGAGGAAAGAAUCACGUGCCUUCCAUGAGAUGGUCAUAACAAGCAGUAGUGAUCUUGGUGAUUCAUUUGAGAUGAUGUCCUCCCUAUUUAAGAAGCUUAAUGACUAUCUGCUGACUGUUAACCCAGAAGUUGACAUGUCUGCUGUUGACAAAAGCAUGAUAAAGCACCGAUCUCCUGUUAUACCAGAUGACUUCCGUUGCCCUAUCUCACUUGAGCUAAUGAAAGAUCCUGUUAUAGUAUCUACUGGCCAGACGUAUGAGAGAUCAUGCAUCCAGAAAUGGCUUGAUGCAGGUCACAAGACAUGUCCUAAGACACAACAGACUCUGUUGCAUACAGCGUUGACACCAAAUUAUGUUUUGAAGAGUCUGAUUACUUUAUGGUGUGAAAGUAAUGGAGUGGAAUUGCCAAGGACACAAGGAGCUUGUAGAAACAGGAGAACUAGCAACUCCACUUCCAACUGUGACAAAGCGGCUAUUGGUGCCUUGCUAAAGAAGCUAGCCAAUGGAAACAUAGAAGAGAAACGGGCUGCUGCUGGGGAGUUUCGGUUGCUUGGAAAAAGAAAUGCAGACAACAGGGUAUGUAUUGCUGAGGCAGGAGCCAUACCACUGCUAGUAGAACUGCUAUCUUCUCCUGAUUCUCGGACUCAGGAGCACGCUGUCACAGCACUGCUUAAUCUUUCCAUUAAUGACAUGAACAAAAGCAUUAUAGUAAAUGCUGGGGCAAUACAAGAUAUAGUAGAAGUCCUGAAGAAUGGUAGCAUGGAGGCGAGAGAAAAUGCUGCUGCAACACUGUUCAGCUUAUCUGUGGUGGAUGAGAACAAAGUGGCAAUAGGAGCAUCAGGGGCAAUCCCAGCUCUUAUUAAUUUACUUAUUCAGGGUACCCCAAGAGGAAAGAAAGAUGCCGCUACUGCAAUUUUCAACCUUUCAAUUUACCAAGGAAACAAGGUGAGAGCUGUGAGGGAAGGAAUUGUGGGCCCUCUAAUGAGAUUUCUGAAGGAAGUUGAUGGUGGCAUGGUUGAUGAGGCACUAGCAAUCUUGGCAAUACUUGCAAGCCAUCCUGAGGGUAAAAUUUCAAUUGGGCAGGCUGAGCCUAUCUCUCUUUUGGUUGAGUUCAUACGAACUGGAUCUCCUCGUAACAGAGAGAAUGCCGCUGCGGUACUUUGGUCACUUUGCAUGGGCGAUGUAAAACAUUUGAAACUGGCAAAGGAGCUGAAUGCUGAGCAAGUACUCAAAGAACUUUCAGAGAAUGGAACAGACAGGGCUAAGAGAAAGGCUUCAAGUCUUUUAGAGUUCCUGGAACGAGUUGAAGAUGCUGCUGAUUAGAACAGCAAGCAUCACUCCAAAAAAGUAGUAGCUUAAUUUUUUUCCUCCAUUACACGUUGAUCACGGAUUCCAUGUACUUACUGUCCAUGGUAAAUAUGCAUAUUUGUAAAUAGAUGAUACUACUAAUUAAAGUACAUUUCUCGCAGCUUGCAGCUUGUGAAUUGUUAUAUCUUACAAUAUGGGCUACUUUUUCAAUAUCAGAUUCUUUAGCAUUUUGUGAA